AUGAGAGGGCCCAAGGCGCCCCAGGUCCCAGGGGAAGGGGGCGCUAAGGAGGAGGACGGGGCAGCUCCCGGGGGGACUCACCUCCGCGCUGCCAGCCGCGGCGGGGGCAGGCCCGGGAGGGGUGAGGGCGCGGCCGGCUCACCCGCCCGCCGCGGAACUGUCCUGGGCGCCCGGCGCGCCCGCGCUCCGCCCGCCGGUUUCCAAGUUGCUCAAUCUGCGGGCGGCUCACGCCCUCCGGGGCCAGCGCCCCACCCGGCGCAUCGGUCCUCUGGGGCAGCCCGGAUCGGCCCUCCUCUCCACAGUCCCCAGUCGGGCGAUCCGCGCCGGGCUCUCCGCCCGCGCUGGGGCUCUCCGUUGCGCUUCGGCUCCGCCGGAGCUCCCAGCCGGGAGAGGGGCUAG
This is a messenger RNA of Rangifer tarandus platyrhynchus (Svalbard reindeer), 399 nucleotides long. The record is from the annotation of a GenBank genome assembly. NCBI's taxonomy places the organism in Eukaryota, Metazoa, Chordata, Mammalia, Artiodactyla, Cervidae.